AUGUUGUCCUUCACAGCAACGACUGGUCGCGCACUUUUCGCCGGCUCUCAACAAAUUCUACGCAACGCAUUGCACACAUCGGUCCCAAUGAAUGCUAAAGUUGCCGUGGUUUUAUCAGGUUGUGGUGUCUACGAUGGAAGUGAAAUCCAUGAGGCAUCAGCUGUCCUUGUGCAUCUGAGCCGUAACCAGGCCCAAGUAUCUAUGUUUGCUCCUAACAUUGAUCAAAUGCACACUAUUAACCAUACGAAAGGAGAACCAAUGGAGCCAAACAGGAAUGUGCUAAUUGAGUCUGCUCGAAUUGCUCGAGGGAAAGUUGAAGCUCUUUCUGGCCUCCAAGCAAAUGGAUUUGAUGCUGUUAUUUUCCCAGGAGGAUUUGGUGCUGCAAAAAACUUAUCUUCAUUUGCAUCUGAAGGUGCAGACCUGAAAGUUAUCCCUGAUGUGGAACGGGUUUUAAAAGAAUUCCAUGAAGCCAAGAAACCAGUUGGUCUUUGCUGUAUUGCUCCUGUACUGGCAGCCAAAGUUAUUCCAGGUUGUGAAGUUACAGUGGGGUCAGAUGAAGAAGAAGGUGGCAAAUGGCCUUAUGCUGGAACAGCUGGAGCCAUUGAAAAGCUUGGAGCCAAACAUGUGAAAAAGGCUGUGACAAUAUCCUUUGUGUUUCUUUAUUAA
Molecule: messenger RNA, 666 nt
Organism: Acanthosepion pharaonis
Lineage: Eukaryota; Metazoa; Mollusca; Cephalopoda; Sepiida; Sepiidae
Source: the annotation of a GenBank genome assembly